AUGGAGAAAAGGUUGAACGAGGAAAAAAAGCCCCGUGCACAAGAGAAGGAGAAAACACCAAGGCAACUGCGUCGUGAAAAAAUAGCGGCUGAAAGGCGUCGGAAGGUCGAAAAGAAAAAGAAUGUGCCACAAGAAACUGUUAAUCACGAGGAAGUAGUUAUCGACGGGAUGAGAUGGGUCAAACCCUAUUAUCACUGGUUUUGUACUGAGGCAAGAGAGUCUUGGAUAGGAAAAGAACUUUUUGAGGUGAUGACGUCAGAGUUUGGUGUUUCCAACGAAAAAUCAAGACGUUCGUUGGAACGAGGGGAGUUGUACAUCCAGCGAAACAACGAGAAAGUGAGCACGACCAUAAUCGAAACCAAUGAUUGUGUGUUAUAUCGAAUACAUC
Molecule: messenger RNA, 388 nt
Organism: Entamoeba invadens IP1
Lineage: Eukaryota; Evosea; Mastigamoebida; Endamoebidae
Exons: 2
Source: RefSeq, a predicted model, not a curated record